UCCUCCUCUUCCUCCUCCUCCUCCUCCUCCUCCUCUUCCUCCUCUAGAUGAGUGAACUUGGCUUCAGGAACUUUGUUGGAGUGGAUGGCAGUAAAGGCAUGCUGGAUCUAGCUGCUCAGUCCGGCCUCUAUCAGGACCUCAGACUGGCCUUACUGGGAACAGACCCGCUUCCUGCACAGACUGGUGCGUUUGAUUUGGUGGUCAUCAUCGGGGCUCUACGUGCUGGUUUCGUACCGGUCAGCGUCAUCAGGGAGCUCUGGCAGGCGGCCAAACCAGGCGGAUACGUCUGCAUGUCGAGGGUGGACCCCAAGUCAGAGUCCGGAGAGAAAUACAAGCUGAGUAUGAAGCGAGAGCUUCAGCAGAUGGAGGAGGAGGGGCUGUGGAGCCCCAUGUCGACUGGAGACAUGAAGAAAUACAUGAUGGAUGUUUAUCAUAAUCAGACAGAGGACGAGCAGUACCUCGAUGGAACCAUGUAUCUAUACAGGAAGUCCAUCAGUUAG
Labrus bergylta (ballan wrasse) is the source of this 500-nucleotide messenger RNA. RefSeq names its product methyltransferase-like protein 27. NCBI's taxonomy places the organism in Eukaryota, Metazoa, Chordata, Actinopteri, Labriformes, Labridae. Gene Ontology annotation, molecular function: S-adenosylmethionine-dependent methyltransferase activity. The record is from RefSeq and is a predicted model, not a curated record.